Molecule: messenger RNA, 323 nt
Organism: Staurois parvus
Lineage: Eukaryota; Metazoa; Chordata; Amphibia; Anura; Ranidae
Source: the annotation of a GenBank genome assembly
AUGGAGAGAGCACAUCAUUCUCUAAUGAUGGAAAAUAACGUGAUGAACCCUGAGAAUGAGGCUUGGAUUAAUUCCCUGAAUAAAGACAAUGCUUCCCUUUUGGAGUGAAUGGAAAGGUGCAAUAUUAACCUUGUACAGGUUAUUGGUCAGAGGAAAUAUGGGGCCCUCUUGCAGAGUGGGAUGGAUAACCUCCUCAACUUGGGAGAGAAAUAUUUAACAACAAUCUCUGUCAAGAAAUCUAUGAAGAUAGAUGAAUUCCACUUUUUCAGACUGUUGGAAUAUUGUAUGAGUUUUGUCUUAUGAUGGACAGAUUAUACAAGUGA